Molecule: messenger RNA, 1813 nt
Organism: Ahaetulla prasina
Lineage: Eukaryota; Metazoa; Chordata; Lepidosauria; Squamata; Colubridae
Product: zinc finger protein 24-like
Exons: 3
Coding region: 187-495 (102 amino acids)
Source: RefSeq, a predicted model, not a curated record
UCCUGUUGAUCAGUUUGGGAGCUAUGUGGAGGUCAGGAUAAAAACUGAACCAGAGGAUGAAGAGGAAGAGUCCAUCAGCUCAGAGGUCCAGCAUCAAAACUUCAGGAAGGGUCCCCGAGGACUUUGCAGCCGACUCCAUCACUUUUGCAAUCAGUGUUGAAGCCAGAAAAACAUACAAAGGCACAGAUGCUGGACUUGAUUCUUCUGGAGCAGCUCCUGGCUCUCCUGCCCCCAGAGAUGGAGGGCUGGGUGCGGGAAUGUAGAGCAGAGACCAGCUCCCAGGCGGUGGCCCUGGCGGAAGGCUUCCUCCUGAGCCAGAAGGAGGAGAAGAAAGAGGAGGUUGAGCUGCAGGUCCAAAGGCCUCUCUCGGGGGCCAUUCCUCAACAUCUGGAUGGAAAGAGAAACCGGUUAAAUCUUUCCCAGGAACUGCUUAUUUGGAAGAUCUCCCAAGAAAGGCCAAGUCUGGGCAUCUCACCAGAGAAUAUCAUGAAGUAAUUGGUAUUCAUCGGGCUCUCUCCCUUUUCUGGUGAACCCAAAAUAACAACUAAGCCUCCAGUUCAGGUAGGAAGAAGAACAUCAACCAAAAGAUAGAGGAGACUGUUUCCUGAGCUUCCAUUUUGUUAGUGUGCCUGGGAUUUUACACUAGUUUCUACCAGUGGUGGGACUCAAAUAAUUUAGCAACAGGUUCUCUGCCCUAAUGACCAGCUGGGUGGGCGUAGUUCGGUGGUCAUGUGACGUGUGGGCGUGGCCAAUUCAACAUCACUCAUUUCGAUGGGCGCUUCACCUUAGCUGUUACAAUGUAGUAAGGGUUAACCAGGGAGGCAGUUUCUUAGGCUAGAAACAACACCAGAAUGUUUCCUUCCUGCCUUCCUUACAGGAUUAGCCUGUAAAAAAACAUAAUAAGGUUAUUUCCAACAACUGGUUCUCUGAACUGCUUAGAAAGUUAACAAUCGGUUCUCCUGAAUAGGUGCGAACUGGCUGAAUCCCACCACUGGUUUCCAUCAGCAACAUGAAAUAGAGAAAUUUAGGUUGUUAUGACUGACAUGAGCUUAGCCGCCUUCUCAAAACUGUUGAGGUGUGAUGCCUAAAAAGUAUUUACACUGAAGGAUUCUUACUACCGGUAGGAAAUCAACUUCAUUCUUGCCCAAUUUUGAGUCUGGCAAACAAAGAGCCCCCUUUUUCACUCUGAACUUUUGGGAUAAGUCAACCAAGGAAAAAAACAGACAUUUUUCCUAGGGUCAUAUGUUAAUACAGAAACUUGCUUUUCUUCCUUUCUCAGGGUCUCGUGACCUUUGAAGACGUCGCUGUGUAUUUCUCCGCGGAGGAAUGGUCUCAACUAGAUCCUGAACAAAAAGCCCUUCAUAAAGAAGUCAUGCUGGAGAACUCCAGAAAUGUGGCUUCCCUGGGUAGGAUUCCCUGUUAUUAGCUGAGACCCCAAGAACAGGGAUUCUCCCAGACAUGGAAAUAACCAGUUUCUGUGAAUAUAUCUGCAGUCAGAAUUUAUUUCCUGGGUUGGACAAAGAGAAGAUCCAUUCUUCUCCUCUUCCUAAGGCAAAAGUGGUCAAAAGCAAUCUGGUUAGAUGCCCCACAUAAUAAUUUGUCAUCUAAUAUUUGAGAGGGAUUCCUCAUUCAUUGAUUUUUUUUUUGUUUGUUUCUCUUUAAUUUUACCUAUAUGAUUAAUGACGCUCAUUCUCACAUAUCUAUCGCUUGAUGGGAAAGUCCCUGUUUGCAUUAUUAAAAAACUGACUUUUCUCAUAUACAGUAGAACCUCUGGUCACGACCAUAAUUUGUUCCAUAACUUUAGUUGUGAUGC